AUGGCUCAGAACAGAGGUAACGGAGGGGUCGACAACAUUGCCCAUGGUAACGAUGAGAAUAGAAAUGCUGGGAUAGCAGCGGAUAAUGUUGGAGGAAUAGGAGUUGCACCAGUUCAGCAACCAAUGCAAAGAAGUUUGCGGGACUAUGUGUUACCUACUGUAACGGGGGCACAGUCGUGCAUUAGACCUCCAACGGUUGAGGCUAAUAAUUUUGAAAUUAAGCCUGCUAUUUUGCAAAUGGUACAAUCAUCAGUUCAGUUUGGGGGAUUGCCAACGGAAGAUCCAAACUUACAUUUGGCUAAUUUCCUAGAGCUUUGCGCCACAUUCAAGAUGAACGGAGUGACAAGCGAUGCAAUGAGGUUGAGACUAUUCCCGUUUUCAUUGAGGGACCGAGCAAAGAGUUGGCUUAUUUCUCUGGAAGCCAAUUCUAUAACAACAUGGGAGGAGCUGACUCAAAAAAUUUUAGCAAAAUUUUUCCCACCAUCGCUGUCUGCAAGGUAUAGAGGUGAAAUCAACAAUUUUCACCAAAAAGAUGGUGAAUCGUUGUAUGAUGCGUGGGAGAGGUUUAAGGAGCUGUUGAGAAAAUGUCCCCAUCAUGGAAUCGAAAAAUGGAUGCUAGUCCAUAUUUUUUACAAUGGUUUGUGUGGUACUACUCGCACAAUCAUAGAUGCAGCGUCCGGAGGAGCGUUCAUGAGUAAAAGCGCUAACCAAGCUUAUGAUCUGUUGGAGGAAAUGGCCAUGAAUAACUAUCAAUGGCCAUCAGAAAGAGAAACCAAUAAGAAGGUGGCUGGAGUGCAUGAAUUGGAUGCCAUUUCAAUGUUGUCAGCUCAAGUGGCAACUUUAACUAAACAGUUACAGCAGAAUAACAUUCAUGCUCAGGCUCCAGUGAUGCAAAUGCAGAUAGUUUGUGAGUUAUGUGGGGGGCCUCAUUUAUUUGAACAAUGCACGAAUAGGGAUUUUAACAAUAUGCCUAUGGAGCAAGUGCAAGCAAUAGGGAACUUCCCAAGACCUUCCAACAACCCAUAUUCCAUGAAUUACAAUCCAGGGUGGCGGAAUCACCCAAACUUUUCGUGGACAACUGGGCAAGGUAGUCAGCCGCAGUUUCAGCAGAGCCAACCUCACUAUUCAAGGCCUCCUCCUGGAUUUUAUCAAUCACAAAUUAGACCACCACAAAAGCAAAUACCUAUGAGGCAACCUAAAGCACAACCUGAUGUACUUAAUCAAUUUAUGACAGAAACGAGGGCAUCUAUUCGAAGCUUGGAAACUCAGAUUGGACAGUUGGCCACGUUAAUGGCAAACCGAGCUCAAGGGAACUUGCCAAGCACUACUGAAGUGAACCCGAAGGGAAAUCUUAAUGAACAGUGUCAAGCUAUUACCUUGAGGAGCGGAACAGUGUAUGAGGGACCAAGUAUAGAGAAGAAAGUUGAGCAGAAGCAGGAUCAACAGGCACCUAUCACAGAGAACAAGCAGAAAAGGGGUAAAGUUGAAGAAGUUAAUGAGAACCUUGAGACAAAGCAGCCAGAAAUAAGCAUAGAUCACCAUAUAAAGAUCCCAUAUCCUCAGAGAGUUGAUGUGGUGGAAAGUAAGGGUGAUAAGCUGAAAUUUACUAAGAAGAAAUCUAUGGUUGAAGGUGGCAAGCGAACAAUUCGUCAUAAAAUGAAAAAGAUCUUUAGUGAGAAAGCUCGAUUGUUUCACGAGCGAUGGAAAGUUCCAAAAAUGUGCAAUGUCAAGAAACGAGCGUCUUCUCAUGAUAUUAUGGCUCUUAAGGACAUGAGGGGUGGUUUGGAUCCGAGUUGA
Humulus lupulus (European hop) is the source of this 1797-nucleotide messenger RNA. RefSeq lists its product as uncharacterized. Bases 1 to 1797 code for a protein of 598 amino acids. The transcript has 2 exons. Lineage: Eukaryota; Viridiplantae; Streptophyta; Magnoliopsida; Rosales; Cannabaceae. The record is from RefSeq and is a predicted model, not a curated record.